UGCUCACUGCUGCCUUCCUCUUCGCCCACCAUGAUGGAGUCGGCACUCGCUCUGCUCCUGCUCUUCCACUGUGCAGGGGUGCGGGGAACUCUGACAUGGCAGGGGCAGUGCCAGCCCAAAACAUCCUGCAAAGAGUGUAUAAGAAGCCCAGGCUGUGCUUGGUGUAAACAACAGGGUUUCCUUAAGCCAAGUGAGCCCACUGAGCAGCGGUGUAGCAGUGCAGAGGAUCUGAGGAGCAGAAACUGCUCUGAAGGUGAGGUGAUCAACCCCCGGUCCGUCAAAGAAGUUCUCAAGGACAGCGAGUUUCGGAGUGACUCGGAUAAUGUGGUGCAGCUGCGUCCUCAGAAACUCCACUUGAAACUUCGAGUGGGAGUCCCACAGACGUUUAAGGUGAUGUUCAAGCGAGCAGAGGGCCACCCCAUCGACCUGUACUACCUAAUGGACUUGUCCUACUCGAUGCAGGACGACCUAGAAAAUGUCAGGAAGUUGGGCCAGAAGAUCUUUGAUGCCCUGAGGAACAUCACUCCCGCAGUUCGGAUUGGAUUUGGCUCCUUUGUGGACAAAGUGGCCCUUCCAUUUGUCAACACGGUGUCUGAGAAGCUCAGAUGGCCCUGCCCCAAUACGGGAAGACCGUGCCAGCCUGCCUUCAGCUUCAAGAAUGUUUUAAGUCUCACCGAUGAUGCCGAGGAAUUUCAUAGAAGAGUGAGCAAGGAAGACAUCUCAGCUAACCUGGACAACGCAGAGGGCGGCUUUGAUGCCAUGAUGCAGGCUGCAGUCUGUCAGAACCACAUUGGUUGGGGGAAUGUCACCCGUAUCCUGGUGUACGCUUCUGACGACACCUUCCACACUGCUGGCGAUGGCAAGAUGGCCGGGAUCUACCUUCCCGCUGAUGGGAAGUGCCAUCUCGACAACGAAGGUGUCUAUGACAAGGAUGCGCUCUAUGACUACCCUUCGGUGGGCCACCUUUCUGAGGUCGUCUCCGCUAACAAAAUUCAUCUCAUCUUUGCUGUCACGGGGAGGAAUUAUGACAGCUAUAUGGAACUGAGUAAGCUCAUCCCCCAGUCUGUGGUGGGAGCGCUGAGUGAUGACUCCAGUAAUGUGGUCCAGCUUAUCUCAGAGGCCUGCGAGAAGCUGACCUCCACCGUGAUCCUGAACCACCAGGACGUCCCGCCAGGCCUGAGUAUUUCCUACAGCUCGCACUGCUUCACUGGAGUCCACACCCAAGGACAAAAGAGGGGCGAAUGCCACAGUGUUCAGACCAAUCAGCAGGUAAACUUCUCCGUGACUUUGAGCAGCUCCGCCUGCCUGGAGAGAACCAAGACUUUCGUCAUAAAACUGCAGGGUCUCAGUGAGGAGAUUCAGGUCUCUGUGGACACAGAGUGUGACUGCAACUGCCAGGACCAGGAGGAGAAGUCCCCCAGUUGCAGCAAACAUGGAACCCUCAUUUGUGGGGUGUGCAGCUGUGACCCGGAGCACACAGGACAGAGGUGUGAGUGCCAGCAGAAGGAGGACGAGCACGCAGCGUUGUUCCAGAAGUCCAAAUGUCGGCAGACCAACACUUCUGUCCUGUGCAGCGGGCACGGGAGGUGUGAGUGCGGUCGCUGCGUGUGCCGGGGCCAACACAAGGGCGAGUUCUGCCAGUGUGACGACACCAGCUGCGAUCACCAUGACAACACAAUCUGUGGCGGUAAGGCUGCCGAGAGGGGCGCUGUGCAAUUCUCGUUAAACUUUAGAAGAAGCUGCCCCAGAAACGGUGCUGGAACUUCGUUUCAGAAUCGGCCUGUAGGCAAGGGGACAUGUAACUGCGGAGUCUGUGAGUGUUUCCCCAAUUACACAGGUUCUGCCUGCCAGUGCUCCAGCUUCAGAGACCGGUGUCAGACUGGGAGUUCGGGGGAGUGCAGUAACCGCGGCCUGUGCAAGUGCAACAGGUGCCACUGUGAGCCGGGCUUCUACGGCGAGCACUGUGCUCAGAUAGAGGCGCCGUGCCAAACAUACCUGGCCUGUGCCAGAUGUACCUUAUCCAGCGUGGAGGGAGUAGACGUCCAUCAGCUCUGCAAAAAGACUUGCGGUGCUGCAAAGCUCAUCCACGCCAACUCCACCUUGCUGCCAUGUAGAGAUGCUGACACAUCCUUCAGGGUGGAGCUGGACGGAAGGGAUGGCAGUAUCUUGCUCUACUAUGCUCACCCUUUGGGCAGUAUUUACAUAACAACUGUGAUCAUCCUCAGUGCUGUGUUAGGGGUCCUUUUCAUCGGCAUCGUCUUGCUUCUCUUCUACCGGCUUCUACUUGAAGUCAUCUAUCAAAUACAGUACUGGAAGUUCAAGAAGAAACGGCAACAAAAAUAGUGAUGUCAUUUCCUCACGUGUACAAGGAAUAUACAUACGAUGGAUGUCGCAUGUACACACCCUUAUUGAAAUUUCAGCUUCUGUGAUCUAAAGGCUAAAAUAAACACAAAU
This is a messenger RNA of Scleropages formosus (Asian bonytongue), 2454 nucleotides long. Its product is annotated as integrin beta-7-like. Gene Ontology annotation, biological process: leukocyte migration; cell adhesion mediated by integrin; integrin-mediated signaling pathway. Gene Ontology annotation, molecular function: integrin binding. NCBI's taxonomy places the organism in Eukaryota, Metazoa, Chordata, Actinopteri, Osteoglossiformes, Osteoglossidae. The transcript is spliced from 14 exons. The record is from RefSeq and is a predicted model, not a curated record. Bases 31 to 2343 code for a protein of 770 amino acids. Gene Ontology annotation, cellular component: focal adhesion; integrin complex; cell surface.